AUGUCUGGAUCGUCAUCAUCAUCACCAUCAAUCAAAAGUUAUAGAGGAAUUAGCGGUGCUUCAACCAUUGAACACAACCCUGACACUUCCAAAUACACCAUCAGAUUUGGCGGAACUGCAAUUGAAACCACAGUCACUGACAAAUCAACCGUUGUUGAUCAAUGGGUUGAAGACAUGAACGCUCUAUAUGCAACAAAUUCAUCCAUUGUUGUUGGCAUAGAUAUUGAACGGUGUGCCAUAAGAAACAAAUCCGCAACAUUGAAUCUUUGCAUUGAUAAGAAGUGCCUUGUCGUGCAGCUCUUCUACAUUGACAAUUUGCCUAAGCUUGCCUUGGAAAGAUAUUCCCACUGGUGGCCAUCAUGGGCUGAUCCGCCGAGUUUGAAGGAUCUAGCUAACGAUCUGGUUCGUUUGAGUAUGAAGAAGCCUAAGCUUGUGAGUUUGAGUAAUUGGGGAGCUAGGGUUUUGAGCAUUGAACAAGUUGAGUAUGCAUGCGUUGAUGCCCAUGUUUCUUACCAGAUUGGUCACAAGCUUCUCAGGGAUGAUUGA
Messenger RNA from Arachis stenosperma, 546 nucleotides. RefSeq lists its product as uncharacterized. Lineage: Eukaryota; Viridiplantae; Streptophyta; Magnoliopsida; Fabales; Fabaceae. Gene Ontology annotation, cellular component: nucleus; cytoplasm. Gene Ontology annotation, biological process: nucleobase-containing compound metabolic process. Gene Ontology annotation, molecular function: 3'-5' exonuclease activity; nucleic acid binding. The record is from RefSeq and is a predicted model, not a curated record. The transcript is spliced from 2 exons. The coding region runs from base 1 to 546 and encodes 181 amino acids.